Molecule: messenger RNA, 2037 nt
Organism: Arxiozyma heterogenica
Lineage: Eukaryota; Fungi; Ascomycota; Saccharomycetes; Saccharomycetales; Saccharomycetaceae
Product: STE domain-containing protein
Exons: 1
Coding region: 1-2037 (678 amino acids)
Biological process (GO): sexual reproduction; regulation of DNA-templated transcription; regulation of pseudohyphal growth
Cellular component (GO): Ste12p-Dig1p-Dig2p complex; nucleus; Tec1p-Ste12p-Dig1p complex
Molecular function (GO): DNA-binding transcription factor activity
Source: RefSeq, a predicted model, not a curated record
AUGAAUCAUAUGGAAAACAGGACAGAAACAAUUCUCAAAAGUGAAUUGGAGUCCACUGAAACUAUGGUUAAUGCUAGUAAACCGCAUGAUGUUGAGGAAUCGUUGAGGUUAAUUGAUGAUUUAAAAUAUUUUUUAGCAACAGCUCCUGCCAAUUGGCAAGAAAACCAAAUUAUUAGAAGAUAUUAUCUCAACAGUGAACAUGGUUUUGUCUCUUGUGUGCUUUGGAACAAUGUCUAUUAUAUCACUGGAACAGAUAUAGUUAAAUGUUGUCUGUAUCGAAUGCAAAAAUUCGGUAGGACAAUUGUGCAGAAGAAGAAAUUCGAAGAAGGAAUAUUCUCUGAUUUAAGGAAUUUAAAAUGUGGGAUAGAUGCCACUUUAGAACAACCUAAAUCUGAAUUCUUACAGUUCUUAUACAGAAAUUCAUGUUUAAAGACACAAAAAAAACAAAAAGUAUUCUUCUGGUUCAGUGUCCCACAUGAUAAGUUAUUUGCUGAUGCCCUUGAAAGAGAUCUAAAAAGAGAGGAAACCUCUAGUCAACAAACAACAACAAAAGCUAUUUUUGAACCUGCAAUUUCGUUUCAUUUUGAUUCUAAAUGUGGUAUUCGUCUUUAUCACCAACUGUUAUCUCAUACGCAAAAUAAAAGGCUAAUUAUUAAUGAGAACCGACUUGAGCCAUUUGUUAAUCCAGAAACUAAUAGUAAAGAUAACUCCCAUGAGACGGUCCUUAGUUUAUCCCCAAUUAUAAUCAAUGAUAAUUCACCACCAAACACACAAGAACUAUCAUAUAAUGAGAUAAAAGAUAUAGAAAAUAAUAUGGAUGAUUUAACUAAUGAAGGAUUUUCGAAUAAUUCACAAUCAGUUCAAUCAAAUGCUCCCGCCAGUGCUGAUAAUGAAAUUGAAUUGGAUAACAAAGAAAUAGCUGAUAUAGAUUCACCUGUAUUGAACAAUGAGGACGAAGAUAAUUACGAAACAUAUUCAUCCAACCCAUUAGAAGGUAUCAAUAAAUAUAGUAUAGAUGAAAAUGGUGAUGAUAAUAAUAGAUCAUCGGCAACUGUAAAACAGACAAUUGAUGCCAAGUCAACCACAAACAACUUUGAAGAUAUACCAUUUGAUUACUUCCCAAUAAAUAUUGAAUAUUCGAAGAGAGAUGAAGUUAUGGAAUCUCCUUCAUUUCAAAACUAUAUGACACUGAUGGAUUAUGAAAUGAACGAUGUUGAAAAACCCACCAGUACAACAUCAGCUGUUUCUGUAAAGAAAAAGAAUAUCAAAGUUAAGAAACACACUAAUUCUAUUGCAUAUCAGGGAAAUAUGAUUGAUCCGCUUUUAUUAAACUAUAAUGAUGACUUUGAUUUCUCCUCAAAUGCAAAAGAUUUCAUAAAUAUUAGUGGAGAUGCUGAUCGAAUACAUGAUAACUUCAAGAAUGUUAAUGAUGCAUUUGAAGAAUUUAACAAAGAUAUAUUCCAACCGAGAAUAAACCAUUAUAAUACACAAUAUCCAUAUAGUUCCUAUAUGAAUUUAAACAUUCCACAGAUAGCGACACUCCCCACAUAUCAGACUGAAAUUCGACCACAAACUAUCGAUCAACAGCCUUUCACUCGAUUUGAUAAUAUCUUUACACCUCAAAGUGUAUACAAGGAUUAUAUCAAUAUGUCACGAUCACAAAAUAAACCGCCGGCUCCAUUAUCACAACAACAGAUAGAAUUUUUUGAUUGGAAUGUACUAUUGCAACCAACCUCAAAUCUACCUCAUUUGUCUACCGCUCACAGUUUGACUGCCUAUACUCCAGGAUAUAGAGCCACUAUGCCUCAAACAGUAUGGAUUCAAUCUCCAUAUACAACUAGUGGGCAGAACCAAUACCACCAAACAAGAACUCCCUUAAUGACAACGAGAAGAAGACAAUUUCGUAACUUGACACCAGCAACUAGUAUGAACAAAUAUUCAAAAAUUAAUAAAAGUAACAAGGUAACUAAACCUGUUUAUGAUAAAAAUAAGCAUCUAUCAAAAGAAAAACAAUCAACAGUUUCAAAGAAGAAGUAA